This is a messenger RNA of Effrenium voratum, 660 nucleotides long. Lineage: Eukaryota; Dinophyceae; Suessiales; Symbiodiniaceae. The record is from the annotation of a GenBank genome assembly.
AUGUGCUCCGUGUUUUCCCGCCUCAGUGGGGAUCAGCUGCGAGUGACGUGGAAAGCCAAUGACUUGCACCAGUGCGUCUUCCGCGAUUGGCUCCUCCAGUGGAGGGAAUGGAGCGCUGGGGAGUGGAUGAAUGCCUCCAACUGCAGCGAGGCAGACACGACCACCGACCCCGAGUGCUUUCUGGAUGCGGACUUUGGCGCGACAAAUGCACGAGAGCUGCGGGUGAAGAGGCUUUGUGAGGCCACAGAGGCCGACAGCGAGUUCCUCUACGGCGCUCCAAUUCGCUGGAUCUCCCCGAGCCUUUGGGAGGUCUGGGCUGGUCCAUCGGCCAGCAGCGUCGCCCACGUGGACGUCGUCCUGGUGCCACAGGCUGUGGAGGUGGCCCUGAACUCCGGCACGCCUACAGGCCAGUUUUCACUGUGUUUGAACGGUCACAACGUGACGAUCACCCGCGCAGAUGCGACUGACGGCUGGUCGGAGGAUCUUUGGAUCCGCUGCGACUUGCAGCCCUUCGCCGACUCUGCGACGCCGCCCGCAGCGCCGCUGGAACUCACGCUGGCGCGGGACCCGAAAGCCCAAAACCCCAUCGGCUGUGGCCGGUGGUCUCUGCCUGGCAAAAUGGGAAACUAUGGGCCCAGAGGAGACCAGCCCAGUUUGUAG